CGCACGUGGGAUGCCCGCGGCCGGAUGCCCUGCGUCCGCACCCUCCUCGGCCUCCUGGCGGCCCUGGCGGCCUGUGGCGCUGUCGCCUUCCUGGGCUACUGUGUCUACUUCGACCGGAAGCGGCGUGGCGACCCCGCGUUCAAGCGUCGUCUGCGGGACAAAAGAAGAGCCCAGGAGAAAAAGGCUGAGGGACAGGGCGCUCAGUUGUGGGAUCCAAAAAUGAAUGAAAAAUUGCAAGAACUUUUUCUGCAAGAGGUACAAAUGGGAGAGCUUUGGUUAUCGAGAGCUCCAAUGGUUAUAGAGGCCAGUUUAUAUUGCAAUCUUGGAAGUGGGCAGAUGGAGAAGCCAAGCCAAAUACAAGAAUACCUCAUUAAUUGUCAGGAGAGCACAGAAUGGGGAUUGAACAUCUCAGCAAUGCCCUUUUAAUGUGUGGGCAACCACAGGAACUGCUGAAGGUUUUUAAACACACACUCCCUCCCAAGGUGUUUGAGAUGCUAUUACACAAAAUUCCCCUUAUUUGCCAGGUGAGCAAAUAUUUCAUUAUUUUUGGGACAUGAACAUAAUAAAUGACCAUGUUGGGCUUGAUUACAUAGAAAUAGCUAAGUUUGUGUGUGAAUGGCCUAAAGUUUUAAAUGAGUAAAAUCUCUGAAGUUUUGGUUGUUUUUCUUGCCUUAAGAUGAAACAAGCCAAUUCAUGUUGCUUUGACUAUAAUGAAUUGUAUAUUUUGUUGAAUAUUAUACAUGUGUCAACAGUUCUUUUUUUUUUUUUUUUUUUGGAAAGCCUUGAAUUAAAAACUUUUAUUUUUCACAUUGGGACAUAGUGAGCACCUCAGUUCAAUAUUUGUAUGUGUGUAUGUUUGUCUGUUUGUAAAACUACUUAUUCUGUUCCAAGGAAAAAGUCUUUCCUUAGAGAAUCAUACAUACAAUAAAUGACAUACUUUCUGGAUAGAAUGUAUAUAUUUCAACAGUUCAUUUUUAAAGAUAGCAUUGUUAAUAUUUUGUUGGUCUUUGUACUUUCAAAGAUACCACAGUGAUUGACUGUGAUGUCUACAGAGGCCUUUAAGUUAAAUAGUAUUGUUAAUUAAAUGACCUAAUGGCUUAAAAAUUAGAUGUAACAUAGAAAGCAGUAAAUUAUCAAAGCAGAACACUUCUACUUUCCAUUAAUAGGACAAAACAUAGAAAUCACUUUGUUUUACACUAUAUGUAAAUUUAAACAUAUAGACUGAUUAGUGUUCUCUUAAGUACAAGUUUAGAUUGGUAUCAAAUGAAAUCCACUUGUAAGCUGAUUGAUUGAUAGGUAUUAUUCUACUUACAUUUACCAAACUGCUUGGUUUGACUCUGCAUCAAUUAGAAUUUCCUGAAAAAUGCUUGGAUUUAUUUUAGGAUUCAUUUAGCCAUAAGACACUACUUUAACUUUGGUUGACUUUUUAUUACACUGAUCACAUGUCACAGCUGAGAAUACACUGUGUAUUGUUGGCCUGACUCAGAAUCAUUCAUGUCAGCUUUUGAACAAAACACAAAACAACACAGACUCCACUAGAGCAAAUAGUCUACUCUUAAACAGUCCCAAAUUAGUCUCAGCU
Molecule: messenger RNA, 1582 nt
Organism: Hipposideros armiger (great roundleaf bat)
Lineage: Eukaryota; Metazoa; Chordata; Mammalia; Chiroptera; Hipposideridae
Gene: TOMM20L
Product: translocase of outer mitochondrial membrane 20 like
Exons: 5
Coding region: 25-426 (133 amino acids)
Biological process (GO): protein targeting; tRNA import into mitochondrion; intracellular protein transport
Cellular component (GO): mitochondrial outer membrane translocase complex
Molecular function (GO): transmembrane protein transporter activity
Source: RefSeq, a predicted model, not a curated record